Molecule: messenger RNA, 1609 nt
Organism: Aethina tumida (small hive beetle)
Lineage: Eukaryota; Metazoa; Arthropoda; Insecta; Coleoptera; Nitidulidae
Exons: 6
Coding region: 289-1434 (381 amino acids)
Biological process (GO): detection of chemical stimulus involved in sensory perception of smell; sensory perception of smell
Cellular component (GO): plasma membrane
Molecular function (GO): odorant binding; olfactory receptor activity
Source: RefSeq, a predicted model, not a curated record
UCUGAAUUAUCUCUGAAUGAUUCAGACUCAGAUGAUUCAGUAAAGUAGGUAUUACGAAACAUUUCCUAAUUUGGAUCAACCUUUGUUAUACUAUCCUAUUUUACAAUUUAAACAAUGUUCCCAAUCUCGAAUUAAAUUUCAGUUUCCAUCUUCCUUACGUCAGACUUGAAUCCAAAGCCUAAAAUUGGUGACAUAAAAUAUGCACAAUGUUUUAAAUUACAUAGAAACAUAACAUUGAUCCAGUGUCGCCAUUAUACUUCUUCAUUCACAAUUAAUAUUUGUAUCAACAUGGUUGAAAAAUAUAUCGUCCUCCAAGGUACCCUAAACAGUUUAAAAUUAUUGGGUAUAUGGCCCGGUAACACAAAAGUAAACGCAUGGUAUUACUUGAAAUAUGUUCUGAUGGCGCCUCUAUUAUACGUGGCGUAUCUAGUCAUAAUUUUCGAUUUCGUUUAUAGAUUUAAAUAUGGAAUUCCUUUGGACCUAGAAUUAGCUACCACAUUUUGUUCCGCCUCAAAUAUUAUCUACAUGAUUGUGCAAUUCAUGCUUAAUAUUGAAGAAAUACAAUCUAUAUGUCUUGAUUUAUCCAAUGCGCAGGAGUUUCCUUUACCACCCGAUUUUCAAAAAACUAGGAAUAAUAUAAAUCAAACAUCGAAGAUUUAUCGUUUAUAUAUGUUUUUUACAUGUGUCAUUUAUGGUGUAAUACAAAUGUUUACUGGAAACCCAUGUGAAGAACUCAAGGAAGCAGUAGAUCUAAAACUAUUUUGCGGUGUUUUUGUUCCCACCGUUUUGCCAUUUAACAUGGAUUUUUUUCCAGCUCUUCAAUUACUAUUUUUAUUCGAACUUUUGUCGUCAAUGCAUAUUUAUCUAGGGGGUGCUUACAUAAUCUUAAUGCCUUAUGAAAUAGUUCUGUAUAUUAAGAACAAAAUGAACCAUUUGUGCCUCAUCUUAGAAACUAUUCCUAGCAAAAACGACGAAAACGUGCAAAAGGAAACAAUGAAACUUUGUGUCCGUUACCACCAACACAUCAUCACUAUAUCAGAUAAAAUUACUAAGCUAUAUAGUAAAAUUUUCGCAGUUCACAUAAUUUUUACUGCAGUUGUGUUUGCUUUGCUGGCAAAACAAUCUACAAAUAACAUCAACGCACAGGUUCAUUUCGUCGCUUGGAUUAUUGCCUUAUUUGUAUCCUGUCAUUCUGGACAAGAACUGACUUAUGCAAGUGAAAUUUUCGAAGAAAAGAUUAUGUACAUGUGUGAGUGGUAUAAGUUGAAUAUCUCUCUUCAAAAGGAUUUGCAGUUCAUGUUAUUGCGUAGUCAAAAGGUCUUACUUUUUCCGGUUGGACCAUUCGCAAUUUUAAAUUAUGAUUUAUUUAUAAAGAUUAUUAAAACGACGUAUUCGUAUUUUAUGUUAAUUGAAAAUUCUUCAAAUGAUAUUUAGAAAAUAGAAUUUAAGUUGCACUAAUACCAACUAUAGAAAAAUAUAAAGCAUGUCUCAUUUUCAGAUGAUAGGUUAUGUAAUUUUGCACUUAGUGGACACUCAAAUAAUAUGUCAAAUAUUUAAUUGUCAAAUUCAAUAUGUCAAAUAUAGUAGAAAAAUUGAAGGUAAAAUUCAA